AUGGGUUCGAUCCCAGCCGCGGACGGCGAAGUACCUCCUCCUCUCACCCUUCAUUCACUCGUCGUCACUUCAUUGACUUCUCACGGGACCCCUCCCCACCAGCCUGGGCGGCAGACCCGCUCCCACCCCCGGUCCCUCCUGGCGGCCGCUGGCGGAGCGGUUUGGAUGGAAAAGCGGCGAAGUUUACCCGCAGCUGUGGCAUCGGUGAGACCACACCUGGAGCGGUCACACCUGGAGCGGUCACACCUGGAUCCUCCACAUCUGGAGCCGUCACAUCUGGGGCUGUCGCCGCCGGAGCCGCGGCGGUUUUGGCCCCGCUCGGAGGCGGACACGAACACAGGAGGUCCCGACUGCAGAUUCCCUGCACAGUGGGACACUGGGAUAUUCGGGAAAUAUUCCAAUGUGUGUCUCCAUGGUCAUUGGGUGAGAUCUGUCACAGCAAUGGUUGGUCACCUGAACCUGCAAGGGGUGGAUGAGAUCUUUGAGACUGCCUGUACAAAGCCGCACAGUUUUUUGGAUGGUGCUGACCACAGGCUCCCUCGGACCAUUGAUCUGCCCUUGCCGGCACUUUCUCCAAGGACCCCAGAAAACAAACACGGCUGGGCAGCCCCCGGACUCAGAAGCCCAGCAGUUGGAUCGAGCCAAGAGGGUGAAGUGCUUUUGAAAAUUGUCCUGGACUCGGCCGCCUGUCCAAAGUCGGCACUGCAGCCGGUGUUAUUUGGUGAAAGCAUCGAGAUCGAUUCAGGACCAACACAGGAGAUUCGGUGGACAGCCGCCGUCUUCUGCGAACCGGAGCGGCGCUACCGGGCCGCCGUGUUCUGCCCGCCCGUCGCCACCGUCACCUCGUUCGGCGAGAGAGUGAUCGCGGCCGCCGGCUGCUCCUGGAGGAGCUACAGGACCCAACUUCUUCUGGAGCCUCGCCCGAGGCCGCGGCGCUUCGAGACGGCCGCCCUGCUGCUCCCGCGGGGCCCCGUCCGCCACCGCACCGGCCUGAGGCGCGACUGCGGUCCGCCGGGCCGCUGGUACCGGAGCAGCCUGGUGCUGGAGAGGGCGGGGCCGGGGCCUUGUCCGUCACCAGACCCCGCCCACUGACGCACGUCAAUUAAGGAGCCCCGCCCACCGACACACGUCAAUCACAGACCUCGCCCACGGACAUGUCAAUCAUCAGACCCCACCCAUGGACACACGUCAAUCAACAGGCUCCGCCCAUUGAGGCCCCCCCACCUGCCCAGUGACCCGGCCCCUCCUGCCCCCAGCUGUUGGCCGGGGGGAGGGGGGGGAUUGCUCAGGGACCUCCAGGGGCCGGGAUCAAACUUUGCACGGGUGGUCUGGGGUCACAGACUGAGACGGGGUCAGACCCAGGAUCAGAGGCAGGGGUCAGACCUGGGGUCAGAUCUGGGGUCAGAUCCAGGGGCGGGGGUCACA
Pristis pectinata (smalltooth sawfish) is the source of this 1425-nucleotide messenger RNA. Its product is annotated as refilin-A-like. The transcript has 4 exons. Gene Ontology annotation, biological process: skeletal system morphogenesis; actin filament bundle organization; negative regulation of chondrocyte development. Lineage: Eukaryota; Metazoa; Chordata; Chondrichthyes; Rhinopristiformes; Pristidae. The coding region runs from base 1 to 1092 and encodes 363 amino acids. Gene Ontology annotation, cellular component: actin filament bundle. The record is from RefSeq and is a predicted model, not a curated record. Gene Ontology annotation, molecular function: filamin binding.